This is a messenger RNA of Suillus paluster, 1253 nucleotides long. Its product is annotated as quinon protein alcohol dehydrogenase-like superfamily. The transcript is spliced from 2 exons. Bases 91 to 1173 code for a protein of 360 amino acids. Lineage: Eukaryota; Fungi; Basidiomycota; Agaricomycetes; Boletales; Suillaceae. Gene Ontology annotation, molecular function: protein binding. The record is from RefSeq and is a predicted model, not a curated record.
GUACAUGUAUCUUUGCGACUUUGAGCUAGAUACCCACAAGCUCCCCACCAAGUCCAACUCAAUCGUGCUCCAUACGUCAACCUCCAGCAAAUGGCACAGCUCAUUCCACACACCAUACCAGUUCGAGUCUUUGAAGAUCAUGAAGCACGUGUAUCUGCAGUCGCAGUUUUCUCUGAUAAACGAUGUAUGGUCACAUGUUCUGACGACAAGAUGCUUCGUCUGUGGGACUUAACGACAGGUGUAAUGUUGAAGAAGAUGGAGGGACAUCGCGAGAGGGUACAGGCAUUGGCGGUAUCACGGGAUGGGCGAUUUAUAGCAAGCGGUGAUACCAACGGAGAACUCAUUGCAUGGGAUGGAGAAACUGGCGAACCUCUCGCCCGAACUUUCAGAGCCCACACCGGUUGGAUAUUAUCGCUGGAUUUCUCUCCAGAUGGCGAAGUACUGGCCAGUGGAUCAUCAUCAGACUCUACGACGAUGCUGUGGAGCACAACACCAUGGCAGCCGUAUGAUGGGUAUCCAAUAUUUUGUGGUGAAAAUACAUUCGUCCGCUGUGUUCGGUAUUCGCCAUCACAGUCGGAGUCUCUUCUUGCAAUUGCAACAGAGCACAAUAUUCAGAUUUACUACACUUCUCAUUCCGGCACAUUGCACGACAACUACUAUUCUUCGAGCCGCUUCCGAGUUGAGUGCCAAAGAACAAUCCAUGAAGGAUACAACUACUCACUCGCGUGGACGCCCGAUGGUACACGCCUUCUCUCAGCGGGCGGAGGGGCUGAUCCCACCAUACGAGAGUGGGAUAAAUGGUCGACCUCAAAGCAGAUCGGUGAUCCCUUGAAGCUUAAGGGCCAUUUCAAGACGAUCCGCGCCAUUUCCCUGAACUCUAACGGCACUCUCCUUGCCUCCGCAUCUCAUGACAAUCAUGUCCGUCUCUGGCGGCUCUCAGAUCGACGAACCAUCGCCAUAUUCAGGCACACUGGUGAGGUGCACUGCGUCGCCUUCUCCGCAGAUGACAAGCACAUCCUCAGCGGAGGUGCGGAUAAGAAGAUCUCACAGUGGUCAGCAUCCGAGGACGCCUUGUCAGAGGGUGGUACAAAGGAUGGUCUCAUGAAGGAGCAGGUGACACAUCAGGCUCAAGCCUACUCUGAUUUCAAGGCAUGCUCCCUCCUUCCACUCUGAUCACGCAACGAGAACAUGCUUCACACAGGUCCUCGCUAUUAACUCGACAAUCCGCAAUGCGUGUAUAACUGGGAACUGGC